This is a messenger RNA of Exophiala bonariae, 861 nucleotides long. RefSeq lists its product as uncharacterized. NCBI's taxonomy places the organism in Eukaryota, Fungi, Ascomycota, Eurotiomycetes, Chaetothyriales, Herpotrichiellaceae. The coding region runs from base 1 to 861 and encodes 286 amino acids. Gene Ontology annotation, cellular component: endoplasmic reticulum; Dsc E3 ubiquitin ligase complex. The record is from RefSeq and is a predicted model, not a curated record. Gene Ontology annotation, biological process: SREBP signaling pathway. The transcript has 2 exons.
AUGUACACGAGGAAGGAUGCUAUUCAUCUCCUCCCGACUGCACGGACUGGUAUGAAUAAUACCAACGUCGUCAGUGCCGCAGUCCCGCCUCAGAGAAGCCUGCGCAUUCCUGACAAGAUUGCGACUCUCCAGAGCCUCCUCCGACUGCUCGAUGCCUUGAUCUUCCUCGAACUCGGGGCGCUCUAUCUCCAAGAUAAUCUGACACUCUUCCUCCUAUUGCGCGCUGUCUCCCAAGCUCUCCACAAUCCUCCAGCGAUACAGCUGCCGCCCGUGGUCCUGAUCAAUGUUAUCUGCUUUGCGACACAUCUUCUGCAGGCAAACCCGGAAGCCAAAGGCUGGGCAUCACGGGGCUACCUUCAUGGCGGUCUGAUCAUUGAUUUCGUGGGGGAGUUGGGGCCGGUUUCGAAAUGGAGGCUUCUCUCGAUGGAUCUCCUCAUAUUUGGCCUGCAACUGAUCGUACUGGUUGUCAGUAACGAGAAACUCAAAGCUGUCGGCGACCCAGAGGCGCAGCAAUCGCAUGAAGAACCAGACGGACAGGAUUUGGAAGCGGCCGAGGAAGGUCGUGUGACGGGUUCCGCCCGACCACCGACCGAGACCGAGGAAGGCAUUGAACUUCAGAACAUUCUGCCAGAACGGUCAGGACAGAGCGGUUCCGACGAACACAAACCUCCCACUGGUAAUGAUCCGGACGAAGACAUCAUCAACUUGGACAUGCGACAAGGACUGACGUUUUUGCUACGAAGAAGUCGCAACCGUACCGCUACGACUACUACAGCUACAGGCACAGACAGUGCUCCAGGGAGUGCCGGGUUCACUGAGAUACUAAACAGAAUAGCCGCUGCUAGGGCGAGAGCUACAUGA